CUCACACACACACACACACACACACACACACACACACACUCACACACACACAUAUGUCUGAUCUGUAGUUCAGUGUUGGUACUCGUCCGUCCUCGCUCCUUUGACUCCUGCAGACUGAACAGACUGAUAAACCUCCUCUCUACAGUCAGAGUCGCUCUCUUCCUCAUCGUACCUGUAAACAGUUCGUAAACAGUUCGUAAACAGUCCAGUCGGUCCAGUCUACCUCAGGGGCUCUUCUUCAGGUUUAUCUCCUCACACAGCGCCAAUAAAUCAAGUCCCUGCAGAGUCACUUCCUGUUUCCUACGGCGAGCCUCCUCGAGGACUUGUUUCCUCCUCCCUAAGGCCUGUUUGAACCGUCACCCUCCAGGAAACACUGGAGUCAUUAAAACACAAACGGAGAUUAACGAUCAUCUCGACGACACUCGAACCCUGUUACUGUAACAGACCGAGAGAGUGACGUCAUUUUAUUACUCUGAGAAAGGACCGAGAGAGGAACGAGCUCAUUGGUCCUGACGGCUGUAAACACGGCGAGGAGAGAAACAGAGUUUUUUUUAAUGUUACAACAGACAAAAAACAUAAAACAGAUAAAAUGGAGGUCAAAGAGUCAUUAUAAUAAUAUUAAUAAUAAUAAUAAUAAUAAUAAUAGUAAUCAAUCAAUCAAUCAAUCAAUCAAUCAAUCAAUCAAUGAAUAAAUACAAAAAAAAAUAAAAAUAAAGAUAAGACCAGCAGGUCAGUUGCCAAGAUUAUUAAUAAUUAAAGAUUAUUAAAACAUCUGUCGACCAAAACGAUCUUGUUUUAUUGUCACUUAUCGUAACUAAAAUAAUCUGAUCUUGUUUAUUUAAUCUCAUCUAACCCCACUUUAAUCUGAUCUCCAGUUUCUCAUUUCAUCUCCAGUAACUCUGCCCAAUCAGAGCGAACUUCAUCGAUGUCAUCUAAUCUAAUCUAAUCUACUCUAAUCUAAUCUAAUCUGGUUAAUUUUUCUCAUAUCAUCUCGUCAUAAUCUCAUAUCAUCAGAUCUCAUCCCAGACAAGAUCAUCUUUUCUCUUGUCAUUUGAGUUCAUUACAUCUCAGUCAUCUUGUUUUUAUUUUAUGUCACCUGCUGUUUUCUCAUCAGAUUUAAUCUCAUAAAACAUUUUUAUACCUCGUCUCAUAAAAUCACGUCUUUGAUCGUCUUUUUUUCACCUUUUCUCAUCAGAUUAUCUUCAGUUUUCUUCUUUUCACGUCUCAUUUGAUCUUGUUUUGUUCUUCAUGAUGUUUCACAUCAUUUUAUCUCGUCUAAACUCACUUCAGCCUCUCAUGUCUCUGUGUUUUGUUUUAUUUCAUGUUGUUUGACCUCCUCCUCCUCCUCCUCAUCCUCCAGAUUUUGACAUCUGAGGAGUGAGAGGGUGAGGCUCAUUACUGCACCGAGUUCUACAUACUUCAGAUAAACACAGAGGUCCUCCACCCGACCCCCCACACCCACACCCACACCCACAGACACCAUGACACCACCCACAGCUGCUGAGUUCGUUUCCUCUGAUCUGCAGGAAACACUCGUCCCUGUUUCCAGUGAAAGUCUGAAGUGAUGACUUCUGGGAAAUUCCAGCGUGAAGUCCAGUCUUUGUGUCGGCGCUUUGACGGGGUCUGUGUGAGGUCCAGUUUCUGUUUCCCUGAAAUACAGGAUUAGACGGUCGGAGGUGGUCCGGGUUCUUCUCUGACUCAGAUUCACUCGUUCAUAUCUGUUCACCCCUGCAGAGAAAAACCACGCUGCAGAAACAGGAAAACCUCUUUAUUUCUGACGUUUAAAGGAUUAAAAAACAACUAUUUUAUAAUUUAUCAAAGUCACAUUUACCUGAUUAUUUACAGAAACAUCUCCUCUCUGAACGAUGGGAGCUAAAUUAAACAUUAAAACACAAUAAUAUUGAUUAUUAUCUAUAAUAACAAUAUGAUUGUUGACAAUAAUAUUGAUUAUUAUCUAUAAUAAUAAAAUAGGAAAGGUCUUCGGUUGUUUUAUAUCGUAUAUUUGUCUGCAGAGAAAGUUUGAACAUGAUAUUUUCACCUGUAACUGUCACAACAGUGAGGUUUUCCUUUAAACGAGCACGAAUAAGAUCAGCAUCGACUGCUUUGUCCACAGGGGGCGCCAAAAUCAACAUGAACCCAGAGUUCCUUACAGGAGCUUUAAUGAGUGAGUUUACCACCAAACGGAGUUUAGCUGCAGAGACAUGAGACGUACGUCCCUGCGGCGGAGAAGACGGGCGUCUCUGAUCAUGAACUGUCUGUGAGACACGAUCAAUAAUCAAUAAUCAUCAAUAAUAAAGGGAUGAUUAGAGUUUAACGAGUUUAAAGACAGUCAGUGUUCAGCCUGAAGGAGAGGAGCUGUCAUCCCAACAGAGGGUGUGUGUGUGUGUGUGUGUGUGUGUGUGUGUGUGUGUGUGUGUGUGGGUGUGUGUGUGUGGUCAGACUCCUCCCCUUCCUUCUCUUCCUUCCUCAGCCUGAAAUAAUUUCUUGGAAACUGAAAGUCACGUGAUUUAUGUGAAGAGGAGGAAACAUGACGCACCUCUUUAAUCGAGAAUAGAAUAUUUCUUAAUUGAUCGCUCAGAGGGGAAGUUUUUUCUGUCAGCAUCACAGAAAAAGUGCAAAACUGCAGUUAUAGAAAUAAAGAUCGUAUAUUAAGAACUUAAAUAAAUGUAAUAAUUAAGAAAAAAAUAGAAAAAUAAAAAACUAAAUACAAACAAUUUAAGAACCAGAAAGAAAGAGUUGUUGUGAGUUCAAUUUUUAUUACAGCUCUUUGUCUUAUUGCAGAGGGGAGGAAUGACAUCUCAUCUUAUCUCUACUGUAAAAAACAAUCAAUCAAUCAAUCAAUCAAUCAAUCAGUCAGUCAGUCAAGUGUCAAAGAACAACUAUGUCACGGUGUGUUUCUUAUCCCUCUGACUCUGCAGGGAAAGCUGUUGGAGACGAUCCAGUGAAGAACUUUCUUCAUCUGAGGUGGACAGUGACACCUGCAGGUCAUAAAGGGUUACUACAGAGGGAGCUGCACUAACAUAGUUUGUCCUGAGGGGGGAGCUAGAGAGUUAAAGUGAAGAGGCACAGAAGGAGGAGAAGAUGAGGAGAGUCGAAGGUAAGGAAGGAUAGGAGGAGGUAUUCAAGGAAGGAUGGAGGUGAUGGGAAGGAGAGAAAAAAGGAGCUGUAGGAGAGGAGGAGCAGGAGGAGGUGAUGGUGGAGGAGGAGGAGAAGUCCAACAGGACGAGGAAGUGAAGUUUGGGGUUUUAGUGGGAUCCUGCAGAGUUGAUGUUGACCAGCAGGGGGCAGCAGAGGCAGUUUGACUCUGACCAUCGGCUUCAGAAAGAAUUUACCAUCAGUGUUCAAAUGUGAACAUCAACGUUCGCUCACGCAGUCUCUCACAGAGGGGUGAACGAGUGAAAUAUUCUUCAAUAAAACAACAACAAGUUUCCUGACGGAGGAUCGAAUAAAAGACUUUAAAGAAGCUGAAAGAUCUCGAGUCUCUGAGUCCACACACACACACACACACACACACACACACACACACAUUCCUGAGCUGGUUGUGAGCAGCUUGCUGUGUGUUGAUGUUAUUCAGCCAAUCAGAAACAGUUACAGACGUCCCGUAAGGAGUCCAGCUGUUUUCCCAUUUUCGGUCAAAGUCCAGGCAGUGUGUGUGUGUGUGUGUGUGUGUGUGUGUGUGUGUGUGUGUGUGUGUGUGUAGGAGAGAGAGAGAGUGAAUGAAUGAAUGAAUGAAUGAAUGUGAAGCAGGUGAACCUCUUAAUCCUGUGGAGACGGUAAAACUAAAACACAAUUAAAUCACUUAAUUUCAUUAAAUAAGAUCAAAAAUAAUACAAAGAAAAUAAAAAAUAAGAUUUUAUAAAAAUAUUAUUAAAAUAUAAAAUAAAAUAAAAAUUACAGAAAUUUUAUUCAUUUAAAUCUAAAAAAUAGAAUAAAACUAAAAAUAAAUAACAUCAAAUAAAAUUCAAUCAGAGAUAUUGAUAUAAAAUUUCUAAGUUAAUAAAUAAAGACUUUGAGAUUAAAUUAAAUAAGCUGAAAUAAUAUAAAAUAAUUCAGUUGGAGAUUUUUUUUAUCAUCCUCUACUAUGACAUUCUAAUCCUACUUUACUAUGUAGUUUUUACCAACACUAUGAUUUUUUAUAAAACCAUACUGUGAUAUUUUUAAACAUACUAUACUACGACAUGUUUAUCAUACUGUGUUAUCAUAUUUUUAUCUUCUUAUUCUAUGAGUUUUCAACAAACAAUACUAUGAUAUUUUAUAAAAACUACCAUGUGACAUUUUUACCCUAAAAUCUAAAAUUUUGGUCAUAGUAUACUAUGACGUUUCUUUUUUUUCGGACUAAAAUAUGAUUUUUUUUUCCUUCUGAAGUAUGACAUUUUUAACAUCCUAUACUACAGAAUUUUGAUCAGACAAUACUAGGGCAUGUUUUUUCAACCUAAAAUGUUUUAAAAAAUUUAACCCUAAAAUCUUAAAUUUUGGUCAUAGUAUACUAUGUUGUUCUUUUUUUUCGGACUAAAAUAUGAUUUUUUCUUAUCAACUAAAAUAUGACAUUUUUAACACCCUAUACCACGGCAUUUUGAUCAGACAAUACUAUGGCAGAUUUUUUCAUUCUAAGAACGGAAUUUUCAUUUUCACUUUAAAAUCUAAAAUUUUGGUCAUAGUAUACUAUGUCGUUUUUUUUUUUUCGGACAAAAAAUAUUAUUUUUUUUCCUUUUAAAAAAUGACAUUUCUAACAUCCUAAUCUACGGCAUUUUGAUCGGACUAUACUGUGGCAGUUUUUUUCAUCCAAAAAUCUGAAAUUUUGUUUUCACUCUAAAAUCUAAAAUUUUGGUCAUAGUAUACUAUGACGUUUUUUUUUUUCAAACAAAUUUUUUUUUUUCCUUCUGAAAUAUGACAUUUUUAACAUUCUUAUUUAUUGCAUUUUGAUCAGACUGUCCUUUGGCAUGUUUUUUCAACCUAAAUUCUGAAAUUUUGUUUUCACUCUAAAAUCAAAAAUUUUGGUCAUAGUAUACUAUGACGUUUUUUUUCAGACUAAAAUAUAAUUUUGUCUUUCCCACUUAAAUAUGACAUUUUUAACUUUCUAUACUAAGGCAUUUUGAUCAGACAAUACUGAGGCAGAUUUUUUCAUCCAAAAAUCUGAAAUUUUUUUUUCACACUAAAAUCUGAAAUUUUGGUCCCAGUAUACUAUGACGUUUUUUUUUCAGACUAAAAUAUGAUUUUUUCUUAUCAACUAAAAUAUGACAUUUUUAACACCCUAUUCUAUGGCAUUUUGAUCAGACAAUACUAUGGCAGAUUUUUUCAUUCUAAAGACGGAAUUUCAUUUUCACUUUAAAAUCUAAAAUUUUGGUCAUAGUAUACUAUGACAUUUUUUUUUCAGACUAAAAUCUGAAUUUUUUUUCUUUGGGCUAAAAUAUGACAUUUUUAACAUCUUAUGCUACGGCAUUUUGAUCAGACAGUAAUGUGGCAUGUUUUUUCAUCCUAAAUUCGGAAAUUUUUUUCACUCUAAAAUCUGAAAUUUUGGUCAAAGUAUACUAUGACAUUUUUUUUUUCAAACUAAAUUUUUUUUUUUCCUUCUGAAAUAUGACAUUUUUAACAUCCUUAUUUAUUGCAUUUUGAUCAGACAAUACUAGGGCAUGUUUUUUCAUCCUGAAUUCAGAAAUUUUCUAAAAUCUGAAAUUUUGGUCAUAGUAUACUAUGACGUUUUUUUUUUUUUGGACUAAAAUAUGAUUUUUUUUUUUCGCAGCUUAAUUAAUUUUCUUUUUUAACAUCCUAUACUACGACAUUUUUUCACACAAAAUAUGAAAAAAAAUUUUCACACUAAAAUGUAAAAUCUUUUACAUCCUAUACUAAGACAUUUUUAUCAUACUAUACAAUGAGAUUUUUUCAACAUUGUAUACUAUACCAUUCUUAACAUACUAAAAUUUGUAAAUAUAAUCUUACAACACUAAAUUAUUUUUUUAACAUACUCUACUAGACAUUUUCUUCACCCUGUGACUUUUUUCUUACUAAAGUGUAAAAUAUUCAUCAUUUCUAUAUUUUUUGCAUACUAUACUAUGAUAUUUUGAUUAUACUAUGACAGUUUGUUAUUCCUAAUUAUGAUUUUUUUUAACAUACUAUACUAUGGCAUCAUUCUAUACUAUCAUAUUUUAUCAAACAAUACUUUUGUAACACAAAACAGUUUUUAAACAUAACAUUCGUUGGUUUUUUUCAUAUUAUACUGUAACAUUUUAAUCAUACUAUACUAUGAUAUUUGAAGUUACUAGAGAAUAUUUUAAUAAAAGGUCGCCAUGACUUUAUUUCAUUCAAUAAUAUGAUAUUUUUGACAUAAUUUAUUUUGAUAUUCUUAACAGACUAUGAUAUCACAUUUCGUUUUACUAAACUAUGAUUUUUUUAACAUGAUAUAAUAUGAUAUUAUAAUAUUUUAUAAACAUACUAUAAUGUGACAAUUUUACACUAUAAUAUGAUAUUUUAUCUUAACCAUGACAUUUUAUUGUAGCAUAAUAUACUAAUUUAUCAUCCUUAACUUUAAUUUUUGUAAACAUUCUAUACUUUGACAUUCUUAAAUACUAAAAGCACAUUUAUCUAAAAACAUUUAAAGCGCUGUUAAAAGAACAUUUUAAAAUCACAUUUAAAAACACAUUUGAAGCCGAUUGUCUGAUUAGAUUUAAAGCAGAGUUUGUUUUUCAUCUCUGACACGUUCACCCUCACUCACACACAGCAGCCUCAGUUUACUCCAGCAGAUUCAGACGUUCACCAAGAACAGAGAAAGUAUUUGAGGAAUCUGGCAGCAGAGAAGGUUCAGAAACGUUUAUGACUGAAGGAGAAGAAGAAGAAGAAGAAGAAGAAGAAGAAGGAGAAGAAGAAGAACCUGCAGCAGAAGUGAAGAGAGCGACAGCUGCUGCUCAUGUCUGCAUGGAGAGGCCCAGGAUGAGCUCAGAGUGAGUGUGUUCAGUCAAACAGAGAGUAAAUAAGGAUCUGAAAUAAGUGAGCGUGGUAUGAAGCUAUGAAGGACGGAGAGAGGAGGAAGAGGAGGAGGAGGAGGAGGAGGAGGAGGAGGAGGAGAGGAGCACUGUACAACUAAAGAAGGACAUGGUGAAGGACAGCAGAGAGAAAUACUACUGUACACAGAGAGUGAGGAGACCCUCUGAUUCUGCAGACUGACCACACCCACCCUGUUUCCUCUCCUUACAUGAGACCAGGAGGAGGAGGAGGAGGAGGAGGAGGAGGAGGAGGCUCUUAUUUACCCACAGCCUUCCUUUUUUGGACUCAAAGACGCAGACCGAUCUCCUACUCUCUGUUUUUUUUUUACAUUCCCUCCUCAAUUUCUCCUGCUCGGCUUUUUCUGACAUUUCUCCUCCGUGCUCCUUCUCUCUGGAGUUCCUCACAUCCAGAUUUCUAUCCAGACGUCUGAUGAAGAGGGCGGCGUCUCUGCAGCAGGAAGUUUGGUUUUCCUCGUAGUAAAGUUUCCUUUUAAGGAGAACAUGCAGAGAAAGUCCGACUGAAACCCUGAAGAGAUCUCCAUCCUGGAGAUGAUGAACUUUAGAACAAUCAGACCUCCUCGCUCUUUGACUCAGACCUGCUGCAGAUAGACAUGCAGGAGGACAUGAGGACAUGGAGAGCUGCAGGGUGGGGUGGGGGGGGACCUUCAUCACGACCAUCAAGAAUUAAACCAAAUCCUGACAGUGACCCUAAAAACCAGCUUUAAAAAAACACCAAAACAGAGAUUUAGAGACUGUAGAGCAGCUGAUCAGAGGAGGAGGAGGAGGAGGAGGAGGAGGAGGAGCAGGAGGUCUGAGUAGACCUGCUUCACCUGCUAACCCCCCGUCCCCGCUGACCCAAACAGAAACUCGUCCAUCUGGAUGGUUCUGAGGAUCAGAGUUUGUUUACGUUUGCAUGAAUGUGGGCGUGGCCUCACAGGUGGGUGUACCUGUAUCCAGGCUCCGCCUCUCUACGUCAGCAGGAACUCAGACAAACCCGGACUCAUGAGACCAGGACCCAGAGAAAAACUGCACCACAUACCAGUGGACCGGGCCUCAGUCUGAGUCCACUGAUCCCUCUCAGGCCUGCGGGACCCCGACCCAGAACCCCAACAGAGGCCAGACUCUGUGUAUAUAUCUAUAUAUCUAUAUAUCUACAUCUACAUAUGUGUGUAUUAAAAGAGAGAGAGAGUUUAUUUAGUACAUAACUAUGAUUUUUUUUAGUAUAUAAUAACUUUAGUAUAUUUAGUAAACUAAAGUUAUAAAGUUAUAAAUAUAUAAAUAUAUAAAUAUAAACGUCUCCUCUCUCUUCGCUGCAGGACAGAAAGACUUUUUUACUCUUGUGUAAAUAAUAAAUAACUUUUAUAGACAAUUGAAUUUCUCUUCAGGGAUCAAUAAAGUUCUUCUUAUUCUUAUAUAAUUAUGUUAUUUAUUAUAUUAUUAUCUUAGUUUAUUUAUUAUAUACUAACGUUAGUUUAUCAUAUAAUCAUGUCAGUUUGUUGUUUGGUGUUUUUUGUUACUUAUUGAUCUUCAUAAAUCUGAGCUCUGUUUGUUUUUACACUGAGAUCAGAAUUAAACUGUGUGUGUGUGUUUGUGUGUGUGUGUGUGUGUGUGUGUGUGUGUGUGUGUGUGUGUGUGUGUGUGUGUUCAGGGCGGUCUGGUAUCUGUCCUCUGAGGGUCCGAUCGUUGGGCUGAACAUCAUGUAAACUGAUGAUGUCAUAGUUUGGCACAACCCUCUGCUGUGUGUGUGUGUGUGUGUGUGUGUGUGUGUGUGUGUGUGUGUGUGUGUGUGUGUGUGUGAUGAACAUGCUACAGUGCCAUAUGAGGAGGUGGGGGGGUCAUGAUGAUUUCAAACUGACUCUGAGUUUGUGAUGAAGUCUCUUUACUGAAAUAAUCCUCAUGUUGUUUAUGAUGAUAGUCAGUGUGUUGUUGGUGUGUUUAUUAGUGCGUUGUCGGUGUGUUGUCGGUGUGUUGUCGGUGCGCUGUGGUCUCAUGAGGAGUUGAAGUGGAGGUCAGUCUCCGUCUGGGUGCAGACGGUUCAUUUCAACACUGAGUGACUUCUGCUGACAGUCAACACAGCUGGACUUCAUCAGUCACUCACACACCAACAGGACCAACGAGGACCAGGACCAACGAGGACCAGGACCAACGAGGACCAGGACCAACAAGGACCAGGACCAACGAGGACCAGGACUAGACCACACAGACCAGCUUCUGCCACAAAGACACAGAGUCUCAGAUCCUGAACCUGCAGCUAUAAAAACAUCUCUGACUACAUGAGCGUUCCUGAAAGUGGGUCAGUAGGUGAAGGAGGCAGUCAGAGCGGUCCGACCUGAAGCUCAGAGGAACCGGAGGAAUAAAAACUCUUCUCAUCAUGAUCUCGUCUUUAAAUUUAAUCAGAGUUUUUAAAAACUCUCAGACAUAACGUGUCUGCAGAUCCUCCUCCUAACCGCUGCUCCACAUCAGGAACUUUAAUUUAAUAAGUUCAUAAAUAAAUCAGUGUCCACAGUCACAUAUUUACAUAUUAAUUUUACAUUUUUGUACUUAUGAUCAUUUUUUAUUGUCUUUAAUAUUUCAGAGUUAUUAAAUAUAAACUUAUUUUAUCCUGAUAUCAGGGACCGCUCUCACUUUUAUUCUCUUCAUCCCUCUGUGAUGAUUUUGACCUCCUGAUGAAUCUGAUAUUUUCGCUGUUUUUCUCGUUUAUUUUCACGUGUAAUCUCAUGAACAUUAUUCGUCAUCACACUUCUCUUUCAUUCACUACAACGAUAGCAGCCUACGGGUCAAAUCAUACAUUUCCGACUUCUGUUACGUUGAUGUUAGUGUUAGAUUAGAUUAGAUUAGAUUUUCCUUUAUUCAUCCCUCAGUGAGGAAAUUAAGUUGUUAACAGCAGCGGUACACACAACAGACUCACACUCAGAACGGGUACAAAAACACAAAUAAAGAAGAUAAAGAUCGACAGUAAAAAAGAGGAAGAAAGAGCGGUGGAAGAAUUAAAGACAAGAAAGAGAAAAUAUAAAAGAGGAAAAGACAUCAGUGCCAACGAAACACAGGUGUGAUGAUGAUGAUGAUGACGAUGAUGAUGACGAUGAUGAUGAUGAUGAUGAUGAUGAUGAUGGUGAUGAUGAUGAUGAUGAUGAUGGUGAUGAUGUGAUGAUGAAGAUGAAGAUGAUGAUGAUGAUGAUGAUGAUGAUGAUGAUGGUGAUGAUGAUGAUGAUGAUGAUGGUGAUGAUGAUGAUGAUGAUGAUGAUGAUGAUGGUGAUGAUGAUGAUGGUGAUGAUGUGAUGAUGAAGAUGAAGAUGAUGAUGAUGAUGAUGAUGAUGAUGAUGAUGAUGGUGAUGAUGAUGAUGAUGAUGAUGAUGAUGAUGAUGAUGGUGAUGAUGAUGGUGAUGAUGAUGAUGGUGAUGAUGUGAUGAUGAAGAUGAAGAUGAUGAUGAAGAUGAAGAUGAAGAUGAUGAUGAAGAUGAAGAUGAUGAUGAUGAUGAUGAUGAAGAUGAUGAUGAUGAUGAUGAUGAAGAUGAUGAUGAUGAUGAUGAUGAUGAUGAAGAUGAUGAUGAUGAUGAUGAUGAAGAUGAUGAUGAUGAUGAUGAUGAUGAUGAUGAUGAUGAUGAUGAAGAUGAUGAUGAUGAUGAUGAUGAUGAUGAUGAUGAAGAUGAUAUUUCACAUGAUUAAUUAUCUUGACUGAGAUUCGAUCUUCAUCUCAGACUCUCACAGUAAAUGGAUAAACUGUCAUAAACGGAGCCUGAUGAGUCACUUUGAUACGUCGCUCCGUUAAAGACGAGAACUUUGGAGAACUUUGGAGCAGAGGUUAAAAACGGGGCGUGGAUCUGUCCUGCAAUGACCCACUUCAUCCAGCAGGGGCACAAAGAGGGUUCUGGAUCUGCUUCAGAAAGUUCGACUCAGCUGUGGGGUGUUAGUUUUUACACAGCUCUGUGGUCACAGGAGGAUCACAGGUGAGUUUCUGUCAGCCCCCUCAGGUCUGGGAUCAGGUCUGGGAUCAGGUCUGGGAUCAGGUCUGGGAUCAGGUGUGGGAUCAGGUCUGGGAUCAGGUCUGGGAUCAGGUCUGUGAGGAUCCGGCUCGUCCUGUCAGCUGAUUUGAAGACGGCGUUGUUGUUGGGACAGGAUGGAGGUCAGGGCAGGUGGAGGUCUCAGCUCCUCACAGGUCUCGGUCUGACCCCCCUCUGACUCUCAGUCCCUCUGUAGAUCAGACUGGGAUCCUCCCAGUGGGCCCAGUCUGCAGAGACCACCACAGACAGACGGACAGACAGACAGACAGACGGACAGAGAGACGGACGGACAGAGAGAGAGAGGAGAGAGGAAUGCUGUGAAUGAUGGGAGAAUAUUCAGACGCUACGCCGGCCGUCUGAUUGGCUGCUUCCCUCAGGGCCUGCCCUAUAAGGACUCAAGAGAGGGAGAGGAGGUGGAGGGGGAGGAGGUGGGGAGAGAGGGAGGAGGCCCGGGCCAUGUUUGGGAUGGAGGGAUGGAUGGAGGAGGUGGAGGGUUGAUAAACUCACUCGCUGCAGGUCAGACUCUCACUUCUGUCCUCCCCCCCCUGCACCGCCACGGUAAGACCUCCAUCACCUCCUCUGUUACCUCCUUAUCACCUCCUCCUGUUUGCUGCAGGAACCCUCUUUGUUCUCCUCCUGCUCCUCUUCACCUCCUUCUGAACUCCUCUCCUCUCAUCAUCAAAUCAAAAGUUUUCCAAAAGCUUCGAGCUCCUUCUGUCUCUUCUUUUCUCUCCUCCUCUCCUCUUCUCACUCCUCUCUGUAAACUUUCCUCUUCCUUUUUUUCUUCACCUCCUCUCCUGAAAAACUCUCCAAGCUUCAGAAUUUCCUCCUUAACCUCCUGCUUCACCUCCUCCUUCUUUUCACCUCUUCACCUCCUUUCUGCUCUCCUCCUUGCAAAAAAGGUGAAAUUGUUCAGAAGCUGCUGAGCCUCCUUCUUCUGACUCCUCUCAUCUUCUCCUCUGCCUCCUGAACCAUCUUCCCAUCACCUCCUUUCUCCUCUUCUACAUGCAGCACCUCCAUCUGUACAUCCUCUGCACCUCCUCCUCUCUGCUCCUCCUCUGCAUCAGACAUCAGAGUAAAUCCACAAAAGCUGAAAAAACCUUGUUGUCUGCUCCUCUUCAGAUCCAUCUCACCUCCUUUUUCACCUCCUUCACUUCUUUCUCUCCUCUUCUGUCCUCCUCCUUUCUCCUUCACCUCCUCUCCUUGUAUCUCCUUCUCCUCUCCUUCCAUUUUCAGAGUGUUUCCUCCCUCCUUCCUCUUCUCUGUUAGCUGACUUUAAUCUGCUCGUAAAGUCAAACACUCUCUUACCAAACUCCAUUUAAAUUUCUGCUGUUUUUAGUUUUGCAGUUUUCUGUCGGUCUGCUGAGUCUGAGUUCGUUUCUUCUUCAGUUUCUGUGAUUCAGAGAUAAAUCUGUGAACAGAAACUCUGUUGAGGACAGAGUCGAGUCUCCUCCACCUGAGCUUAGAUGUUUCAGACUCUGUUUCUACUCUGACACAUUUACACUAAAAUUUCACUUUUUCUCACAGAGGUUUGGUUUAAUCUGGCAGGUGUUGAGGUGUGUUUGAUUUCUUUGUCUGGGUGCUGAGUUGAAGCGUUUGCUGCCUGAUUUGAAACUUUCCGCCCUGAGUGCAGACUGGCAGGAGUGUCGGCAGGUUCAGAGCAUCAUCUUCAUCAUCUUCAUCUUCAUCAUCAUCAUUCACUGAUUAUGUUGAGCUUCCAACUUGACACAGUUCAGGCAAAUUCAGUCCAAACUACAGGAGCCCAGAGGAGUGGUUAGAUGUGAGAGUAAAGUCGUCCUGUAGUCCUGCAGAUGAAGCUCUGUGUAGGAUGUUGACCCUACGGUAGUUUAAAUUGACCUAAAUAAACCCGAGUACAGAGUGACCUCCAUCCAACACUCCUGAAACAUUUACUAACGUGAAGUUUCUCGGACUCGUCAGGUGACCUCUAUCGACCUGUGACAUCAGAGAAAGUUCAGGUAGAAACCAAAGAGCACACCUGAGGUCCAGACGUGUCAAAGAGUGCUGUAACAUUUAACCUGCUGUCUCCUAUCUAACCAGCAGGGGGCAGAACGACAGCGAAACAUUCAUUUAAAACAAGAACAAGUCAUAAUUCAGGUGUGAACGUUUGUGUAAAAAUGUUUGUCAGGAGAGGAGAAGACGACGACGAUGACGAUGAAGACGAUGAUGACGAUGAAGACGACGAUGAUGAUGAUGACAGGUUAAUCCGAGACUAAAAAAUAAAAUUAAAAAAACACAAAAAUGAAGCAUCGAAAAAAUGUUCAAAUUAAAAUAAACGAUGAGCUUCAAAAAUCAGAAAUAAACCCGAGUAACAGUUUGAGAGGAGACACUAAUGCGCUAUCGUCAUAGAAACAGGUCAGCUGAUCCACAAAUCUACGACUUAAUUUUGACUUUAAUAAUUUCUGUGACAGCUUCAUUAAAAUAACACCUUUAAUUCGUUUUAACUUUUGUUCAUGUUUCUUAUUGGACAGACCCCCAAACAUCAGAGGCUGAGACCCUUCGCUGAGUUCUCCUUAAAGACAGAACUGAGGGCAGAAUAAACCCACACUCUCUCAGGCUCCUGUCAGGCUCCACAAAAUCAGAUAAAUAUUUGAUUCCCAAAUUUAAUGUCUAAAUAUGGUCUACAGGCGUCUCUGACUCCCAGUGAGGGAGAGAGAGAGAGGGAGGCAGGCCGGGGGGGAGAGGGCGAGUGAUGGGGGAGAGGGCGAGCGAGGCAGAGUGAGCAGAGGGGAGAGAGAGCAUACCAAACACAGUCAGGACUCUGCUCCAUGCCCUAAUUAGGAAGUUUUCCCAGAGUGCUUUGUUGUUCAUUCAGAGGAGAACAGUAGUGGGGGGGUGGGGGUGAGGGUGGGGGGUGAUGUCACUGCUGUCACGUGAAAACCUCACAACUCCAAGUUUGGUGAUUUAAAGGGUGAGGUUGGAGGAAACUCGGACUUACGAGGUUUUAACACUGAUGUUCAGUCUGUGUGUCAAUGAGUCUGCUGCUGAGGAAACCUCGUAUCUCCACUGCUUUUAUUUAACACUUUAAUAAUAAUUAUAAUGAUAAUAAUUAUAAUAAUAAUAUUAAUGAAGGACAAAAGUCUGUGGACAGCCUCACCUGGAGAAAGUUCUCGAUAACCACCUCUUUCUCUCUCUCUCUCUCUCUCUGUCAGUGUGUCAGAGUGUCGUCGUUGCUCGCCCACAGCGCCCCCUGCAGUCAUGUGUGAUGAUGAGGAGAGCACCGCGCUGGUCUGUGAUAACGGAUCAGGUCUGUGUAAAGCCGGGUUCGCCGGAGACGACGCCCCCAGAGCCGUCUUCCCCUCCAUCGUGGGCCGGCCCAGGCACCAGGUGACACCUGAUUGGUCCAUGCUGACAGGCUAACGCUGAUUUAGUAACUAGAGGCCUUUAACUAAAAACAGACUGAACUAUAACUCAGGAGGAGUCCAUGUGGUCUUUAUAAUCCACUAACAGAGGCUCUGAGACCGCCACAGGGGUUCAGUUUGAAGUUCGAGUCUGGACCUGGACUUUCCUCUUGGAGGUCCUGGACUCUGCAUCCUCCGCUCUAAAGAGUAGAGGGACCAACGAUUCAUAAAUCAAUGAUAGAUGACUCACACACGCUGUAAACCAAUGGAGACAGACAUCUGAGCAUGGCGGCCAUCUUACUACAGUCAGCUCGCCCUCUCCUAACAUUCCAGUCUACAUCCAUGUAACAUUUAAAUAAUCAUAGAUUGAUUAAUUUAAAUAACCAGAUUGAUUAAUUUAAAUAACCAUAGAUUGAUUAACUUUACACCGAUUUUCAGAGUUUCAGUUCCUGCAUACUCAAGAAUAAUUGUCACCAUGGAUUUACAUAAAUAAACAUUAAACAGAUAGAGUUAUAGUUAUAGAUCUACACACACAAGGCAGUUAUAUUAAAUCAUAUAUUUAAUUAUUCCAUGUCUGUUAUAUUAGUAAUAUUUCUAUUACCGGGAUAACUAUAAUAACAUAUAACAAUAACUUAUAUAAAUAUUUAUUUUCAAUAUAAAUUUCUGUCCAUUAUUAAUUAAUGAAAAUAAUUGAUCAUAAUUUCAUUGCUUGUUAAUAGUAAAGUCACUUUCAUUAAUAAACUAUUUGUCAUUGAUAAUUGGUCUAUAUGCUGUUUUUAAAUGAGGAUUAAAUAUUGAUCAUUUAUAAAUUCUGGUUUUUAAAAAGUGUUAUCGUUAAAUCUUCAUAUCUGAGCUCGUCGUCACUCACUCAGCAUUGACCUACAGCUGUAAAUGACUCCGCCCUCUCCUGUCGUGGUUCAGAAGGGUUUCCUCUCCGUUAGUUGGUUCUGGUCUGAACGGUUCUGACCCGUCUUGUUGUCCUGCUCACAGGGAGUGAUGGUGGGUAUGGGGCAGAAGGACAGCUACGUUGGAGACGAGGCUCAGAGUAAACGAGGAAUCCUGACCCUGAAGUACCCCAUCGAACACGGCAUCAUCACCAACUGGGACGACAUGGAGAAGGUCUGGGACCCGCUCACACACCCUCUCUGUUCUGUCGUUAUUGAUCCUUACCGAUCACUCUGAUCAUGUUUCUCUGCGCUGUGAUUGGUCAGAUCUGGCAUCACUCCUUCUACAACGAGCUGCGAGUGGCUCCAGAGGAACAUCCCACCCUGCUGACCGAGGCCCCCCUCAACCCCAAAGCCAACCGUGAGAAGAUGACACAGGUGAGCUGACCCACCUGUGAACCCUUCACCUUUGACCUUUCAGUGACCAGGCAGAGGCUCAGGUCGUCUGAAUGUCUGUUUUUGUCUCUGUGGUUUAACCCUUUUAUGCCGAUUGUGUCAAAUUUGAUAAAUACUUUUAUAAACUUCUAUCAGAUCAAUAAAAUCAACAAAUCACUAAAAAAACACCUGAAAACAGCCGAUCAAUGAUAAAAAUGUCCUCUUUUAGUUUAUCAGUUUACAAAAACAUCUCAAGUAUCAAAGCAGAUCAAUAAAUAUAUUUGUUGAAUUUUAACGACAUUUUGAUUCAAAGUCAAAUAAACAUUUCAGCCAAAAAAAAAAGAAAGAAUUUUCUGACCAUAAUUUGUGUUUUCAGGCAUUAAAAGGUUUAAUUGAUCGAAAAUCAUUCAGUUUCUGAUCUGAGCACCUUUUCACUUUAAACAGAGCGAAAUAAAACUGACCUGGACUAAAAUCAUACCUGUGUAUACAUGAAUAAACACAAAUAUAUCAUUCAACAUAUGUACAAAUAAACCUAUAUAUAUAUAUAUAUAUAUAUAUAUAUAUAUAUAUAACCUGUUAAUAAUUCAACUUAUUUAUAAUAAAUAGUAUAUACCUGCAUACAGUUAAGGCUGUGUAUAAAUGAACACAGAUAAUUUAUAAACAACAUUUAUAAACUUUUAAAUUUAUAUAUAACCAAAGCUUCUGUUCAUUAAACCUUUAUAUAAUUAAUCCUUCGUAUAUAUUUAACCUAAAUGAACCCAUACAUAAAUAAAACUACAUAUAAUUAAACAUUUAUACCAACAAACCUUUAAAAUUAACCUACAUAAAUUAAUGUACCUAUAUAUAAUUAAACCUAUAAGUGAAUUAACCUUUAUUCAAAUGACCCAGCGCAGAGUUAAACCUACUUAUAUAUAUAUAUAUGAAUGAUUCUGUACACAUGUGAAUGAAUAUUUCAUGUUUAUAUACUUAAUAUUAUACGUUGAUAUUUUGCCUCGAACCACAAAUUAAGGUCAGAAAAUCUAAACAAUUGUUUUCACUGAAAUGUUUAUUUGACUUCCUACUGAAAACCAAAAAAAUCAAAAUGUCCUUAAAAUUAAAAAUAAAAAUUAAAAAUAUUUAUUUAUCUGGUUUGAUACUUUAGAUGUUUUUGUAAACUGAUACAAAAACUACAAGAGGACAUUUGAUCAUUUAUCGACUGUAUUCAGGUGUUUUUUUUAGUUAUUUGUUCAUUUAUUUGUUAAAGUAUAAUCAGUUUAAAUCAAAUAUGACACAAAAGGCAUUAAAGGGUUAAAUAUAAAUAUCAAUAAAGCAGAUGGGUUCGUGUCCUUGUCGUUAAAUGUCAUGGAUACGGACAUCAGCUGGUUCUGAUUGGUCCACUCUUGAAUACAGAGAAGCAUUAAAGCUGCUGAGGAGACAGAUGUUCCCUCAGGCCAAGGUCAAAGGGUCAAAAACAGUCAUGUGACCGACGUGACGAGUCACUAAUUCAGAGUUCUGUGUUUGUGAGCAGAUCAUGUUUGAGACCUUCAACGUUCCCGCCAUGUACGUGGCCAUCCAGGCCGUCCUCUCGCUGUACGCCUCUGGACGAACCACAGGUUGGACCACACUACCACUACCACCACUACUACUACAUCUCCUCUUCCUCCUCUUCCUCCUCUUCUUCCUUCUUCUCCUCCUCAGCUCAGAUCUAUCAGCCUGUACUUCUUCAUCAGCUAACAGUUUAGAGGAUGUUUCUCAAACUCCGAUGAAAAGAUCUGAACGAUUUACAGAGAGACUGAGACCAUGACUGAGACCAUGACUGAGGUUCUGGUCUAACGUGGACACCUGUCUUCCUGUCCCUGUUCAGGUAUCGUCCUGGACUCUGGUGAUGGCGUCACCCACAAUGUUCCCAUCUACGAGGGUUACGCUCUUCCUCACGCCAUCAUGAGGUUGGACCUGGCGGGUCGCGACCUCACCGACUACCUCAUGAAGAUCCUGACGGAGCGCGGCUACAGCUUCGUCACCACUGGUAAGACUCCGCCCACAUCUUUAAAUGUCAGGUACCGCGGCGUGUCUCUGACGGUGUGUGUGUGUGUGUGUGUGUGUGUGUAGCUGAGAGAGAGAUCGUGCGCGACAUCAAGGAGAAGUUGUGUUACGUCGCUCUGGACUUUGAGAACGAGAUGGGAACAGCCGCCACUUCGUCUUCUCUGGAGAAGAGCUACGAACUUCCUGACGGACAGGUCAUCACCAUCGGAAACGAGCGGUUCCGCUGCCCUGAGACGCUCUUCCAGCCUUCAUUCAUUGGUCAGUACACCUGUCCGUCAUACACCUGCCUGUUUGUCACUGUUCACUCACCUGGCCGCCCCCCCCUCAGGUAUGGAGUCGGCUGGAAUCCAUGAGACCACCUACAACAGCAUCAUGAAGUGUGACAUCGACAUCCGUAAAGACCUGUACGCCAACAACGUGCUGUCAGGAGGAACCACCAUGUACCCGGGUAUCGCUGACCGUAUGCAGAAGGAGAUCACCGCUCUGGCCCCGAGUACGAUGAAGAUCAAAGUAAGAACCAGACACAUCGUACCGUUCCGAUUAAAUUCAGAUAUGAUGCAGAUAAAUCCUUCAGAUCAUUACAAAUGGGGCCCAGUCAAGGUGAAAGUCAAAAGCAUUGGUGCUACUGUAGAUGCCAACAGACUACCAGCAAACACAAUGUUUGCAGGACUUCUACAACGAGGAUAAAGUGACAUAGUCCAGGACCCGAGGGAGGACAGUUUAGCGAUGGCGCUACAACACGCUACAGCAGGUCCGUUUGACAAGAAACACUUCUGUUACAGACACUUGUCUUACUUUGUUAAAGCGGUUUACCUGUCCAGCAGAAAGGUUACAGGGUCACCAAGAUCCCCAAGCGUCCCCCAUCCUUUAUGUUGACCCGGCUUUUUAGCUCUUGUCCGGUCUACCUCCGUUUUAAGCGCCCGUUAUUCCUCCAGAGUCUCCGGUAUUUACUUUGUUUUCUUGCUUGUGUCGGCAGUCGUGGCCAAAGGAGGAUUCCGACAAUUUUCCGAACUUUCUGGUUGGUUUCUACUGUCCGAUAUUGUAGCACGCUAACUUUGUUUGGGCUCCUGAACGACACGGGGGAGCAGCGUCUGCCUCACAACCAAUCAGGUUAGAGGAGGUGGAGAACGGCUUUGUUUACAGUCAGAAAGAGCGGACCGCUCAAAAAUGUUCAAAUGUUGACGACACAGACAGAAGAGAACACAGAGAUAUCAAUAUAUUACCAAAUAAUCAAUAACUAAUAACUAUUGACUGAUAUUAGAAGAUUUUCUGUUUAUAAACAAAAUAAUAAGAUGCUUCUUUAACAGAUUCAUAACGACCCGACCUUUAACUCCGACAUAAACCUGUAUUAUCAUUAUUAUUAUUAUUAUUAUUAUUACUGAUCGUUUCCUUUGAUUCCUCACCAGAUCAUCGCCCCGCCUGAGAGGAAGUACUCGGUGUGGAUCGGCGGCUCCAUCCUGGCCUCCCUCUCCACCUUCCAGCAGAUGUGGAUCAGUAAGCAGGAGUACGACGAAGCGGGACCCUCCAUCGUCCACCGCAAGUGUUUCUAGAAAGGUCCCCGUGGGUCUCCACCUUCUUCCUCCCCCACCCUCGCAUCAUUGUCUUCAUGUAGCCCGCACUGAGCACCAGCUAACAGGCCCCGGAUCAGCUCCACACAGACGUCCAAUCAGAGGCAGGAGGUGGUCACACUUCGGGGGUAAAGCCUCACCCCAUUGGUUCCUGACAGACGGUUAAAAUCGUGAUGUCGUUGAUAUUUGAACCUUUAUUUGUAAACUCAGAGUUAACGCUAACAUCCUCCGUCUCUGCUCACUGAAAACUGUGAAUGUGGCGCUCGUCCUCCAUCUUUACCCCUUACUUCUCCACCUCUGGCCCCGCCCCUUGUUAUCACACGUGGCCCCGCCCCCUCUGUCCUCCAUGUUGUUUCUUUGUCUUGUCAAAGUGUGUUUUUAUUUUUGAUGAAUAAAGCUUGAAUGUUUCCCGCUGGUGUUAUCUUCCAUGGUCGGGGGUUAGAGCACAUUCACACGGCGUUACGAUGAUGAUGAUGUCACACAGUGUAUGAUGAUGAUGAUGUCACAAGUGGUGCGGCGGUCCGCAGUAUGAGCAUGUAAAGAGGCGAAGCAGCAGGUGUGUGAUGUGAACAUGGAAGAGACAGACGAUCGCCCCAGGACGACAAUAAAGAGCUCUCAUACAAGA
Messenger RNA from Xyrichtys novacula (pearly razorfish), 19871 nucleotides. The record is from the annotation of a GenBank genome assembly. NCBI's taxonomy places the organism in Eukaryota, Metazoa, Chordata, Actinopteri, Labriformes, Labridae.